AUGUGGAAUCUCAAGUGUCGAAUCAUCCGGAAAUGGGUUCAGUCCUUUCGGAUGGACCUGAUCUUGCUCGAUGAGAAGGGCCGUAAGAUUCAGGCAUGGAUUAAAGCUCCAUUGAUACCUAUGUUUAUCUCACAACUUCAUGAGGAUGAAGUUGUUAUUCUCUCCAGAUUUGGUGUUGGAGAAAACACCAAUGCUUACAAAGUUGUUAACCAUGGUUACAAGAUUAACUUUUACCGUUGUACGGUUGUUACACGUGCGAAUGGUUGGCAAGGUGUUGAUUACGGAUUUAACUUCAUGGCACAUUCAGACAUUCUUAAAAGAGAAGGAAAGAAUCUGCUCACUGUCGGACAAUAUACUGUUCAGAAUGAUAAGUUUGGAAGUCGUAUGUUUCUCAACCAAGAAAUUGAUGAGGUAAUGUCAUGUGUGGUAGUUGCAACGAUCAAAAUUGUUCAAGAAAACUAUGGGUGGUUUUAUCCGGCAUGUCGAGAGUGUAACAAGAAGGUGUUGACUAAAACUGAGUACUUACAAUAUGCUAAAACCAUUUCUGAUGAGGUCAUGAAUCUGUCACCUACUUCAUUGGUUUGUCCGAAAUGCGAUAAAGAAUGCACAUCGAUAACCAUAAAGUUCAAGGUACAUUUGAGAGUGCAAGAUGAAACCGGCAGUGUGUCUUUUGUGAUGUUUGAUAAAGAUGUAAUGAAGCUCAUUGGUUCAACUGCGAGUGAUAUAAGGGAACGCCAGGUGAAGGUCAAUGAUACUGAAAGUUUUCCCCAUGAAAUAUCUCGGUUGGUCGAAAAGAAGUUGGCUUUUAAAAUUGAAGUUUCUGAUUACAACCUUAACCAUGACUACCACGUUUACACUAUCCAAAAAGUAUGUGAUAAUCCGGACAUAAUUGCUGAAUUGGUUGCUGGUAAUGGUAAUGCUCUUGAUGUUGCUGAUGAGGUGUUUAGUCAAGAAGGUUCAGAAUUCAAAGCUGUUCAAUUAUCCGAAUCCUCACAGAUGGUCAGUGCUGCUAUUUCAAAGGAUGUUGUAUCUGUUACGGCCGACUCUUCCGUUGUCGAAGCCGAGAAGGAUUCGGGCACCAGUCCUAAUGGUAAACGUUCGUUGCAGGACGUGGAAGGUCAAAAUGUUGGGGAACUAUCUUCUAACAACAAAAGGAACCGGAAGAAGUCAUCUAGGCUUAACACUUAG
This is a messenger RNA of Helianthus annuus (common sunflower), 1188 nucleotides long. RefSeq lists its product as uncharacterized. The record is from RefSeq and is a predicted model, not a curated record. The transcript is spliced from 7 exons. Bases 1 to 1188 code for a protein of 395 amino acids. NCBI's taxonomy places the organism in Eukaryota, Viridiplantae, Streptophyta, Magnoliopsida, Asterales, Asteraceae.